Messenger RNA from Dermacentor silvarum, 3572 nucleotides. RefSeq names its product paired mesoderm homeobox protein 2A. The transcript has 5 exons. The coding region runs from base 1160 to 2176 and encodes 338 amino acids. The record is from RefSeq and is a predicted model, not a curated record. Gene Ontology annotation, molecular function: DNA-binding transcription factor activity, RNA polymerase II-specific; RNA polymerase II transcription regulatory region sequence-specific DNA binding. NCBI's taxonomy places the organism in Eukaryota, Metazoa, Arthropoda, Arachnida, Ixodida, Ixodidae. Gene Ontology annotation, biological process: regulation of transcription by RNA polymerase II.
GAAGGAAACGAGACAAAAAAAAAAACGAUCGCGCAUGGCAGAGAGCUCGGAGAGAUGCCGAGCGGCCGCGGGAUGACGAGGGAAAGCGGGACGCGUGGAGCAGAGCGCGUCUGGGGAGCAGCGGGAGAGAGAGCGAGCGUCGUGGGGAGGAAGGGUCCUACGCUCCCGGAGGAGGAGCCUGCUAUAAAGCGCUGGGGGAGUCCCGAUGCCUCGAUCAAAACACCGCGCCUCACCGGGAACGUGCCGUGGAGGGAGCGAACGCUGCAUGCCGUGAGCGCCGACCGUGUGUUGCGGCGCUGGUGGCCGUUGCUGGUGGUUCUCUUGGUGCUGUGCGUGCGACUGAACGCGUACUGUUUUGCCGGGUACCCCUCCAGCACGUGGCUCCACGGUACCGAUAAGCGCGACUUCGUCGAAACUGCCACCGGCCUUGCGUAGCCGUACUGUGAAGUCCCCGUGUGCCAGGCCUAACAGAACCCGCGUUGGGCAGUUUCGUUGGGCAUCGACUUUUUCGCGCGGCACGCGGACCCGAUCGCUCGCAGCGCCGCGAGUCUGUUGAGGUAAGGUUCGACUCGGCUUUCCAGGACUUUGCGUUCAGAUUUGUGCGUGAUCGAGUAGUGCGAAAGAGGCGGGGCCAGGGAGUGAGAGACCAUAGGGUGACGGGUCGACAUGAAACGUGCACCUGACGUUCUUACGUAUACAUAGCCGUGUAAUAGAGUGUUUCGGCUGUUAUGACCCGCUGGUGGUAAGGUCUCGUAUCGGACUUGGCUCAGCUAAUUAGCUGCGUUCUUGAGCAAACAUGGCACUUCCAGUUGGACUUCGCUUGUGCUGAAACCUGAUCGAACAAUUGCAGCUUUCGAGUGAGAGACACUAUGGCUGGUCCUCUUUAAGUGGCCACCUUGGAAGACACUAUCUUCAACUGAAUGUAUAUCCCAGGUUUGGGCCAAAUUCUGCAGCGGCUUAGCUUGAGACGAUCGACUAGUCGGUCAGGUGCCUGAUAUGAUCUCGUUAGAGACUCUCGGCUGAAGAAAGCGCCCGGGCCCUGCGUGGUUUUUGCUCGCGCAUAUUGUACAAGCUCAGAGAAAGGAAAGGCGGUAUAGGUUAUUCUUGUGAAGACUUAGCAGCACUGGAAUAGCAGAGGGAGACGCAGAACGCUUCGGCCAUGGACUACGGAUACCUGAACCAGGCUGCUGCGGCCAGCGCCGCGUUCGAACCAUGCAUGGAAUCCGCGGCGUGCCAACUGUCCUGCUCUUACGCUGAGCUUGGUCCUCCGACGGCCGCCUACCACCGCUACUCGGCGCCCGUGCCAAGGUCCUUCUCGGCACCGCCGUCCGCGUCGGCCCCGACCUGCGGCGCGGCGGGACUCAUCGCUCGAGGAGUGAGGCCCGAGCCCCCACCACCUCCGCCACCCCCGCCACCGCAGCAGCCGCAGCACCACCCGACGCCAGUCUUCCCAGCCAUGCAGAAAGCUGACGCAUGGGCGCGGGCUGAGCGGUUGCCGGAGUGGAGUCCCGACCGCGAACGGAGUGCGGCGGCGGCUGCGGCGGCGAGACAAGUAUCCUGGUUCGGACAAAGUGCGAUUCCCUACAAGGUGUACACGGCAGCGGCUGCUGCGGCUGCGGCGGCGCACGAGGGCGUGCUGACGGAGAAACGCAAACAGCGUCGCAUCCGCACCACGUUCACGUCGGCGCAGCUCAAGGAGCUCGAGAGGGCCUUCCAGGAGACGCACUACCCGGACAUCUACACGCGCGAGGAGAUCGCCAUGAAGACGGACCUCACCGAGGCCAGAGUACAGGUGUGGUUCCAGAACCGGAGAGCCAAGUUCCGCAAGCAGGAGAGGCUCAACCAGCAGAAGCAGUCGGCGUCCUCCUCGUCGUCGGGGUCGGACGCCGGCCUCACCACGUCGCCCAUAAGCACCACGGCAGACUCGACGACGCACACCUCGAGCGCCAAGGACUCCAAGGACGUCAAGGUCAUGCUCCAGUCCCAAGACGUCAAGCACCUCAACGGCAAGAUUGUGGCCGCGGACAGCCCCUGCAGCCAGCAGCAGCCUCACAUGUCGCCGCCCAAGUGGAGCUCGAGCCCCUGCGGCCAGCCUUCGUGCCUCGGCCCGUACCCGUACGGCUCCGGGCUCACAGGCGUCGACACCAAGCCCAGUUUGUCUCCGCAGAUCUUCUGAAACGACAUCCCGUGGCAGGAUCGUCACUGAGCGUGCCACCACCGUCCCCGCCACGCAGAGACUGCCACAAGUGGUCAUCGGACAGACACGGAGUGCAUAGUGGGUAGCUACCGCAAAGUGGGGUAGGCCUGGAGUGUUGCCAUUGCCCCCUCCUGCUGGCAAAGAAAGGGGGAACGGAGGGGGGCUUAUAGGCCCGGAGAGUUGCAAGUAGGCCCCCCCCCCCCCUCUUACCACAAAAGGGGGGCCAACGCCAUUCAGAACUCAACUGUAAACCCACCGGACUUGUCGGCACCAGUGCGCGCUCCAAGCAUCAUUAACGAACAAACGAACGGCUUCGGCUGACACACAACCUCGUCGAUGAAGCUCCGCUUCAGUGCAUUCGAUCGGAACGUGUGCGUGACAGCGUGCGUGUGCGUGUGUGACUGCGCCAGCGACUAUGUGCUUUGUCCAUCCAGCGAGAAACAAAACCAGAACUGUGUUUUGGCAGGAAGGCGCGCUGUUCGGUUGUUUUGUGACUUUUGGCGUUCCGUUCAUUUCACUUGGUUCCAUUUCCAGCGUCGUUUGCUCCAAACGCAACUUUCAGUGUCACUGUGUACAGAGUGUGGACAAAGAAACAAAGACUGAAACGCACGAAGCAAGCACGAUCACGGAAAUCGUGGGUGUGAAAAACGCUGCGUCUUAAGCUUCAGUGUCUCGUGCUCUUCCGGCCGUAAAGAACAAUUGCAAAAAACGUAGUCUUCGUGUUCACACACAGGGAUAUUAUUUCUUAUUGAAAAAGCGCGACCUAUUCUAUUUUAUGCUUAUGACCUUACGUACAGCAGGGGCUCUAUGUCAGACAUUUCUAGUCAUGUUCCGCUUUCAAUAUCUCGCUCGUGAGAAGUUUUCACUAAGACUUAUAAGGCCUCUUUCACAAAAUAUUUAGACUAAUAAGUGCUGACUUAGCCGUAAAAGCCGACUUGAAAUGAAAAGUUCAGAUUAUUUAUUUUCACGUGGCUUAAACCCAAGCUGACCAAAUUGGUGUUUUCACAGUGCGAUAUUGAAAAGAAAAAAAAAUACGUUCAAUAUGCUUCAAUCACUGGAACUACCGCGAAAAAAAAAUUGCAACUUCUGUGGAAAACAAAACAACAACAACAUAAAACGCGGUAUUAUCAGUGACAAUGUAAGAAAUGAAGAUGCGUGAUUUCCCUGGUGAAUAAAUAUUUCCGUCACUACAAAACAUUCUGCUCUACAAUUACGAAAAUAAAACGGGAUAAAGUGGUGUGUAACAAACAUUACAGUCGUCCUGCGUCAUAAUUUGAAAAUAUGAUUUCAAUAGCGGGAUUUUGUUAAAGGAAACAGUGUGGACGUGAAAAGCAUUCCCGUAGCAAAAGUUCAGCGUAUGCGAAUAAAAUAUGCU